Neltuma alba is the source of this 3092-nucleotide messenger RNA. Its product is annotated as BEL1-like homeodomain protein 1. The record is from RefSeq and is a predicted model, not a curated record. Bases 589 to 2754 code for a protein of 721 amino acids. The transcript is spliced from 4 exons. Gene Ontology annotation, biological process: regulation of DNA-templated transcription. NCBI's taxonomy places the organism in Eukaryota, Viridiplantae, Streptophyta, Magnoliopsida, Fabales, Fabaceae. Gene Ontology annotation, molecular function: DNA binding.
GUUAUUUCAAAGGAACUAAUUGUAAAGUUGAAUACUGGAGAAGCUAAGGGGGGGAGAAUUGAAUUGCAGUGAAGGGAGCCAAUGGGUGUGUGAAAGCAAAAGGGAGGCUUUUAGUUGCCGAUCCUUCUCUUCCGAGCUCGUGAUGAUGGAUACCUUGUCUCCAUAGACGCCACCUUCUCACCCUCCCUCCUUCUUCUCUUCUCUUCCUCGCGCCUUCUUUAUCCAUUAUUGGCCCCAAGUACGGUCACUCCUCGGCUUGUCUCUGCAUCCAUCCUUUUCAUUUUCCUCUUCUUUCUAAUAAUCUCUUGAUUUAACCAUACUCUCCUCUGGCCUCCUGCAACUUUCCCGGGUUUCGUGUCCCAAUUAGCCGGUUCUAUUCCCUCUCAGCAUCAUAGCUGAAACUCAGCUUCAAGUGGGCUGAUUAGGGUGUCGACAGCCAGGCACAGAAAAGAAAAGAGCACAGAAAAACAAGUUGAUUUGUCCUGGUGUUGCUUGCAUAGACGUUUGAGAAGACUAAUUAUAAUAUAUAUAUAUAUAGGUAACAGCUUUUUUUCCCUUUUUCUUUUUUGUGGGAAUUGAUAGUGAGAUAUGGCGACGUUCUUUCAUGGAGGCAGUUCAGAAAUCCAAUCAUCUGGUGCUUCUGCUGCCGCCGCCGCUGGUGAUGGCUUCCACACACUUUACCUUCUCAACCCCAGCACCACCACCCCCUACGCUCCUUACUCCGAUACAAGUCCCCACCCUCAACCGACGCCCAACAUGCUUCUUCUCAAUCCGAAUAACUCUCCGCCCAACGCGCUCAACCUCGCCACCCUCUCCCACGCGCCACCUCCUUCCUCCUCCGACCAUAACCCCGACGAUCCCACCCGUCCCUCCUUCCUUGGACACGAAAUCUCUGCCUUUCACGGCUUCACCCCCUCGGCUACUCCUCCUCGUGUCCACUACAACCUCUGGGGUUCAAUGAUUGAUCCCCACCCAACAUCAGCCGUGGCAACCGCGUCUAGCAGUUCUGGUGGGGCUCCCUCCGCCUCCGCCUCCGCCACCUUAGACGUGUCGCCCCAUAUGAGUUUCAGGAGGCCUACUCAGCAGGGUCUGUCGCUGAGCCUGUCAUCUCAACAGACAGCUUAUAGGUCGCUUUCCGGCGAGCUAGACGUUCCUGGACAACCUCAUCAGGCUUCAGCCAUACCAACCUCGAGCUGCGAUGAAGUGAUGAGGAUUCUGGUUCCGAGUAAUCAUGCUUCGUCGAACGGAAUUUCGAGUGUGCAGAGUUUUGUUUUAGGAUCCAAGUAUUUGAGAGCGGCUCAGGAGGUUUUGGAUGAAGUCGUUAAUGUUGGUAAUAAGGGAAUCAGCCAAGAGGGGGCCAUGAAGGAGAAAAUGAAAGCAAAUAAAGAAUCGACAUCCGGUGGGAAUCGUGACGUUUCAAGUGGUGGUGAUGGAGGAGGAGGAGGAGAAGAAAAUAGUGGAAAUGGUAAGCAAGGCGGUGAACUCAGUACAGCACAGAGACAAGAACUUCAGAUGAAGAAGUCCAAGCUGGUCACCAUACUUGACGAGGUGGAACAAAGGUACAGACAGUAUCACCACCAAAUGCAGAUAGUGAUAGCUUCAUUCGAGCAGGCUGCGGGAUAUGGUGCAGCAAAAACUUACACAUCCCUUGCCCUAAAGACCAUCUCCAAGCAAUUUCGAUGUCUCAAAGACGCAAUCGCUUCACAGAUAAGAGCAACAAGCAAGACCUUGGGUGAAGAUGAUUGCUUGGGAGCUAAGGUAGAAGGUUCGAGGCUGAGGUUUGUGGACCAUCAUCUUCGCCAACAACGGGCUUUACAGCAACUGGGAAUGAUGCAGCACAAUGCUUGGAGACCCCAAAGAGGCUUGCCUGAACGAGCCGUCUCCAUUCUUCGCGCUUGGCUCUUCGAGCAUUUUCUUCACCCCUAUCCCAAGGACUCCGAUAAAGUUAUGCUCGCAAAACAAACCGGGCUUUCUCGCAGCCAGGUGUCAAACUGGUUUAUAAAUGCGAGAGUUCGGCUAUGGAAACCCAUGGUGGAAGAAAUGUACGUGGAGGAAAUGAAAGAGCAAGGGGGGAAUAAUAAGGAGGUGGGGUCAAGCAGCAAGGAUAAUAAUCCACAGCCACAAGAUCCAGGUGGGCUUCGGCUCGAUCAUCAUCAUCAUCAGAUGAAAGGCUUCCAAUCAAAUCCAGAUCAUCAAAGCUUGAAUAACCAAACAACUACUCCGACCGACAUCUCAAAUUCCUCAAUCUACCAGCUCCAUCCUCCUCAUCACUCUUCAGGAUUCGCCGUAGCUGCAGGAUCAAUAAGAACGAGUCCCAAAAAACCAAGAAGUUCAGAAGUAAUGAACAACUCGCCAAGCAGUAUCGUGUCGGUGGACAUAGAAAUGAAGCCUGGAGACACAGGGAGAUCAGAAGGCAACGCAAAGUUUCCUCUGAUGAGUAAUAAUGGGAGUGAUGGAGGAGGAUAUGGAGGGUUCACCAUGGAAGAAAUGGGAAGGUACAACGUGGCCGACCAAUUGGCUCCGAGGUUCCAUGGAAACGGUGUGUCGCUCACUCUGGGACUUCCCCACAGUACAGACAACCUUUCCCACCAUGGAUUUCUGUCGCACAAUAUGAACUUGACGACUGAUGGAACCGACUUCUGUGAGAUGAACGCUCCGCCGUCUCAUUCCAACCCCAGUUAUGAGAAUAUGGAUCACAUUCAGAACAGAAAGAGGUUUGCUGCCCAGUUAUUGCCAGAUUUUGUGGCCUUGUGACCGCUCGUUGCUUGCUAGCUGCUGAUUUCACUUCAGUGUCUUGUUUCCACGCUAACUUAGCACAACACUACUUGGCUACUGGCUGGCACACACCGCGCCUUGCUUUCUUACCACCCUUGUUAUGCUUAUAUAUCUUCGUAAGCUGAUAUUAUAUGUUGUAGCAUAGGACUAUAUAUAUACGCACUCUGGAAGAGAAUUCUGUUAUAUAUAUAUAUAUUGCCAAGUCGCCUAUAGGAUUUAUGUAGUCGGGGAGGGGAUAUAUUCUAUAAUGGUAUAUACAUACAAGCAUUAAUAAUUAGUUUGUAAAAUUUAGUUGUAUUUUUUCCUGUAAUUUUUUA